ACAAAUAUGGCUGCCGGCUAGACGUCUUCCUAACUGUUGAAUAUUAAGAAAAACGUUCAAUUCGUUACUUAAAUAAUGGUGGCACGUUGUUUGAUUCCGUUUGGUAUUGUAUUAAUUGGAGGUAUUACGUAUGGCAUUAUAUUAGCAUUAAGACCCUAUUUUCAUAAAGCAGAUGUUGUGAUUCCAUUUCAGAAUCUCACAAAUAGCACUAAAAAUGAUUCCUACAUCGCUUUCAGAAUUCACUCUUAUGAUGAAAUGUUUGAAAAGAAUAAUUUGUCACUCGGGAUAUUAAAUCACACUGUGACAGCCUUCCCACAUAUUCCUGGACUAAGCAGAGGUGUUCCUCCACAAUGUAAAGAUCCUACUUUUGCUUGCCAGGAUUUGGCAAGUGCAAGGCUAUGCAAUGCUGUCAGCGAUUGCAUCCAUGAUGUAUGGUCUAACAUCCGAGUUCCUGAACCUAAUGAUGAAGUGUGUGAUAUUUGCAAAGAAAUGGUAAAGGAAGCUAGGGAUCAACUGCUGAGUAAUAUGACUCAAGAGGAAAUUAAAGAAGUAUUUGAAGGAAGUUGUAAAUUAUUGCCUAUUAAGCUUGUUGCAGAUGCUUGCAUUAAGGUAGUUGAUGAAAUUAUCCCUCAACUUGUUGAAAUGCUAGCAUCAAGAAUGGAUCCCACAAUGGUGUGCACUGUUUCAGGAAUGUGCUUUUCAACUGGCACACCUGCUGAACAUCGUAUAUUGAAAAUUGUAGAAAUAAUUCUUUCAAAGGACAAAGCUUCCAAAUGUGCUGAAUGUCAAUCAUUAGUAACUGAUGCCCAGAGAUUUUUGAAGGAUACUCCUGAAUCUGAAGUUGCCAAUUACCUUGAAAAAUUCUGUUUCCAAAAGAUGCCAUCUUAUUUAUGUGACUUGGUCAUUAAACACUACAUGCCUGAUAUUUAUACCUAUUUAAAAGCCACUCCUGCCUUGACCGUAUGUAUAUCUGCUGGAGUUUGUACAAAGAACUGUGAUUUGGAAAACCCAAAAGUAGAAGAUGAACUGACCUGUGAAUUCUGUUACCAUGUUUUGGAACACGUUAAGGAUUUGAUGACAACAAACACUACUGAAGAAGAAUUUAGAACUGCCUUAUUGAACUUCUGCAAACACACUGGAUCAUUUUCAACAAAGUGCACCUCAUUUGUCAAUAAUUAUUAUGACAAGCUCUUUGAUUACAUCAGAAAAUUGGAUACCAAAGGAAUGUGUACUCUUAUUGGACUUUGUGGUAAUGACUCAUGCUCUAAAAUGACACCACUUGUAAAAGUCAUUCCUGCAUUUGAGCCCCGUAGAAAAGUUCCACUAUUUAAGCUUCAACCAGCUCAAAAGAUCACCAAAGAGGACAUCAUUCCUCUUGUCAAGCUCUUUCCUGCCAAUGUUCUGACCAAAAAAGAAAUGAAAGAAACCAAUGAUAUCUUCCAGCCUCUUCUCCCUCUGGAGAAAUUUGUCCAUCCUAUAUUGGAGCAAGAUACUGAAUGUGCCCUGUGUAAAGCAUUUUCUUUCUACCUAGAAACUGAUCUGGCUGGUGAUAAGAGUAAGGAUGGUGUUCGACAUACUAUUGGAGAAGUGUGUGGUAAAUGGAUGGUAGAGUACCCAGAUCACUGUGCCAGAAUAACUCAGAAAUACUCAAUGAGAAUGCAGUAUGCUAUUGCUGAGGGAGUAUCAUUUGAAGAUUUGUGCUCAAAUGUUAAAGCUUGCGCAUUAAAUGACAAAAGAAAUGAAUUGAAACAAAUAAUUGAUGUGAAAAAAGAAGGUCCUUUCUGUGAUUUGUGUAAAGAUGCAAUGAAUGAAGUGGAAAAGCAACUUAGUGACCCUGCUACGAAACAAAAGUUAAAAGAUCUGUUGGAUCAAGGUUGCAAUGUUCUACCUCAAAGCAUGCGAGAUGAUUGCACUAAUUUUCUCAAUUCCAACAUUGAUGCUCUCAUUGAUAUCUUAGAACAAGAGUUGCAACCAAAUAACAUUUGUCCUGCUCUCAAAUUGUGCUCAGAACCGAGAAUUUCUGCUCCCCGAAGAGUCAAAGAUCUGGAAUGUGACGUUUGCAAAAGUGUUGUGACCUCCUUCAGACAAAAACUUGAGGAUCCAAAUUCUAAAAAAAUUAUCUUGACAUUCCUCGAAGAAGGAUGUAUUCGCUUGCCCUCAUCACUUGCUGCCGAAUGUAAAAAAUUUGUAGAUGAAGAGAUUGAUACCAUCAUAAGCAUUAUCGUUCAAGAAAUGGAUCCAGAUAGUGUUUGCGGCAUCCUGAAAAUUUGCCCAGAAUCACUGGUAAAGAGAGUGAUGAAUCCUAUUAAGGAUGUAGAAUGUGAACUAUGCAAAGAAGUUGUGAGUAAAGUAGAAGAUAUGGUUAAAGACAAAAAAACUGAGGAUGAAAUUAAAGCUGCUCUUGAUAAAGUAUGUUCUUACUUGCCAUCCUCCAUCGCAUCAAGGUGUGAGACCUUUGUUAAUCAAUACACGGAUAUUCUGAUAGAGCUCUUGACUCAAGAAUUGGACCCUCAAAUGGUGUGUGCUGAAUUGAAAGUUUGCCCCUCCUCCAUAAGAAUAGAGAAACCCAAGAGACUAAAAAGUUUAGAAUGUGACUUAUGCAAAGAAGCUGUUACAGAAGUGGAAAAUCUUGUUAAAGAUGAGAAAACUGAAGAGGAAAUCAAAGCUGCUCUGGAGAAAAUGUGCUCAGUUCUGCCCUCCAAAAUAGCUGCUAAAUGUCAAUCAUUUGUUGACAAGUAUACAGCACUUGUGAUCACUCUGCUAUCUCAAGAAUUAGACCCAACUAUGGUGUGUGCAGCUUUGAAUGUUUGCCCUGCUGUUGAACACCCAUCAGAAACCCAGUUAAAAAGUUUAGAAAAAGUCCAAGAUAUUGAGUGUGAAAGCUGUAAAGAAGCUCUGCAUUAUCUUCAAAAUGAACUCAUGGAUCCUGAGACUCAAAGUGAAUUGAAGAAUGUGGUGAAGAAAGUGUGUUCAAUUCUACCUGGAAAACUCGAGACUAACUGUGGUGCCUUUAUUGAUGAAUAUGGCUCAUCUCUUCUUACACUCAUUGCUCAGGAAAUUGACCCAAGUGUUCUCUGUGUCAAGGCUCAGCUCUGCUCAAAUACUUCAGCUCAUUUUGAGAAAAACGUGGAAUUAAACAAGUUCGGCCUGGAUGAGUGCUCAGUGUGUACAACUGUCGUGGAUUAUUUGGACAAAUUGCUGGAGGAAGACGAUGUUGAUAAGGAAAUCACACAAGUUGUUGAAAAAGUUUGCACUGUUUUACCCUCUUCUUUCAAAGACAAAUGUGCCACCAUGCUUGAAACUUACGGCCCUUAUUUAUUGCAAAUGAUUGGUCAAUUAGCAGACAGCAAACAAGUGUGCCAGGAUAUUGAUUUGUGUGCACGUUCACCCACCAGCGUCCAUUUGAUUGGUGGUAGCAAAUGCACUUUUGGUCCAUCCUAUUGGUGCAAAUCCUCAGCUCAUGCAGCUGCUUGCAAGGCUGAAACAUAUUGCAAAAAUCAAGCAUUGAAAAAUUGAUAGGCAUCUUCUUUAAAUUGUUUACAAGUUAGCAUGACAGAGACUUUAUAAAAUAAAAACUUGUUGAAUAUAUGUACAGAAGUCUGUACUAUUUUAGAAGACUGAAUCAUGCAGCUAGACAUCUCUUUUGUUGCCAACACUGUGCUUAAAUAUAUUUGUAUAUUUUAAUUUUGUUUGACUUGUACUUUAUGUGUAUUUAAUAAAAUUAAAUUUUUUGUAUAAAAAA
Molecule: messenger RNA, 3742 nt
Organism: Parasteatoda tepidariorum (common house spider)
Lineage: Eukaryota; Metazoa; Arthropoda; Arachnida; Araneae; Theridiidae
Gene: Sap-r
Product: prosaposin
Biological process (GO): sphingolipid metabolic process
Cellular component (GO): lysosome
Source: RefSeq, a predicted model, not a curated record